Panicum hallii is the source of this 2908-nucleotide messenger RNA. RefSeq names its product zinc finger BED domain-containing protein RICESLEEPER 2. The transcript has 3 exons. Bases 351 to 2546 code for a protein of 731 amino acids. Gene Ontology annotation, molecular function: protein dimerization activity; DNA binding. The record is from RefSeq and is a predicted model, not a curated record. Lineage: Eukaryota; Viridiplantae; Streptophyta; Magnoliopsida; Poales; Poaceae.
UCUCCCUCCCUCUGCCCGGUCGUCACAGCCCCCUUCUCUCUGUUUCCCGUCCCCUCCUCCCGAGAUCUAGAAUUCUAGGGUUCGCCCGCUCGGCCUUCGUCCUUCUUGGGCCGAGCCCUAAUCCUGCCGCACCGCAGUCCACCACCAAUCCCGAGUUGGUGGAUCGCCUCGCCUCCGCUGCGCCCGCCUGCCUGCCUGCUCGCUCCUCCGCGUACGCAUUCUUGGGUUCCAUUGACAACAAACAAGAUCUGGCAUACCUGCUCGCUGCUCGGCCUAGCUAAUCCGGACUCCGGAUCUCAGUCACCAUCUACCACAUCCUAUCUCACGGGUUCAGCUGCUAGCCUAUCGGCAUGGCUGAGGAAACCGCCAAUGACACUCAGGUGGCCCAAGAAAAUGAGGUUGCUCCCAAUAAUGAGGCAGUCCAAGCAGAUGAAUUGGUCCAAGCUGAUGAGUUGAUACAAGGUGAAGAAAUCAAUCAAGGUGAUGAGUUAGCCCAUGGUGAUGAUUUUGUGCAAGGAAAUGAGUUGGCCGUUGCUGAGGAAACGACCCCUCGGACUGGAACCAGACGGAGGAGAAAGAAGUCCUUGGUAUGGGAACACUUCACCAUCGAAGAAGUUGCUGGAGGGGUCACACGGGCAUGCUGCAAUCUCUGCAAGCAAACCUUUGCUUACAGCUCUGGCUCGAAGAUUGCUGGGACUAGCCAUCUCAAGAGGCACAUUACCUUGGGUUCUUGUCCUAAGAUAAAGAAUCAAGAGCAGAGGCUGGCACUGCCUUCAGCAGGAGGUACUGACAAUGAUGGUGAGGGAACUGUGGAGCGGCGAACCAAGAGACGAUACAGAUAUACUGGUUAUGCAAAUGCUGCUUUUGAUCAAGACCGCAGUUGCUCCUACCUGGCGAAGAUGAUCAUUCAGCAUGACUACCCGCUUCACAUUGUUCAACAGCCGGCAUUCAGCACUUUUAUUGAGAGUCUGCAGCCACGUUUCAAGAUUGUGGAUGUUGAUACGAUGGAGGGAGAGGUGUAUUCUGUUUAUCAGAAAGAAAAGGAGAACCUGCUUCAAGCAUUCAACACUAUACCUGGAAGGAUCAGCCUCACCAUAGGAUUGUGGACAACGAGUCAGACUCUUGGCUAUGUUUCACUUGCAGGGCAGUUUAUCGACUCUGAGUGGAAAGUACACCGAAGAAUGCUUAGCUUCAUGAUGGUGUCAUCUCCUCAUUCAGAGAAUGCACUUAGUGAAGCAAUUAGCAUGACCCUUUCUGACUGGAAUAUGAAGGACAAACUAUUCACCAUCACAUUGGAUAAUGAAUGUUCCUCACAUGACAUUUACAGUGCAAAUCUGAGGGAUUAUCUAUCCAACAAGAACAAUCUCAUGCUUAAGGGACAGCUGUUUGUUGUGAGGUGCUAUGCCCAUAUCCUUAAUGCUGUCGCCCAAGACAUCAUUGCUUCAAUUCACGGUGUUAUCUACAAUAUCCGUGAAAGCAUAAAGUUCAUAAAAGCUUCUUCUGCCCGUGAAGAGAAGUUUGCUGAGAUUGCUCUGCAGCUGGAGAUUCCCAGUACGAAGACCCUCUGUCUGGAUGUCACAACCCAGUGGAACACCACUUAUCUGAUGUUACUGGCUGCCUUGGAUUAUAAGCAGGCUUUCACUACACUUGAGACCUGUGAUGAUAACUACAAUGAAGCUCCUUCAGGAGAGGAUUGGAAGAAAGUUGAGGCUGCCUGUACUUACCUGAAACUACUAUAUGACUCUGCGCACAGCAUCAUGGCAUCAACAAACCCAACUUCAAACCUUUUCUUCCAUGAAGCCUGGAAGCUUCAGCUAGAACUAUCAAAUGGCACAGGACAUGAAGAUCCCGUUUUCAGUAGCAUUGCCAAAGAUAUGCAUGAGAGGUUUGACAAGUACUGGAAAGAUUGCAGCCUUGUGCUAGCCAUUGCUGUCGUCAUGGAUCCACGUUUCAAGAUGAAGCUUGUUGAGUUCAGUUACUCCAAGAUUUAUGGGGCUGAGGCUGCAAAGUAUGUUAAGGUGGUCAAUGAUGCUGUGCAUGAGCUGUAUAAGGAGUAUGUUGCUCAGCCACUCCCACUGACCCCAGCCUAUGCUGAGCAAGGCGAAGCUAAUAAUGGGCCAGCCAAUGCGAAUAACAGUCAUGGAGCUCCUGGUUCCACUGGUGAUGGGCUUCUUGACUUUGAUAUGUACCUUUCCGAGAUCCAGAGUAGCCAGCCCUCAAAAUCUGAACUAGAACAGUACCUGGAUGAGUCCCUCACUCCACGUAUCCAGGAGUUUGAUAUUCUGGACUGGUGGAAGCUUAACACAGUCAAGUUUCCAACCCUUUCUAAAAUGGCCCGUGAUAUCUUGGCCAUUCCAAUGUCUAUGGUAAGCAGCGGCAGCUCCAUAUUCUCUGCUGGAACAGGAAGUCGCAUGCUUGAUGACUACAGAAGCUCUCUUCGUCCUGAGAUUGUGGAGGCACUUGUCUGUGCCAAAGACUGGCUCCAGUACUCAGCACCUGUCACCGAGGCUCCAAGUUCUGCACUGGUCAAGGCUGAAGGAUCAUAGGUUCACUGUGGUCACUGCUUCCUUGUCAAAGUAUGAAUCUAUCUGUGUAUCGUAUCUAUGAGUGUAGUUAACUGUAGGUGUAUUGUAGGCUGAAAUUGCGAACCGAUUGUGAUCUAUUCUGGUAUUUAUCUUGUAGAGGUGUAACUUGUUUGUGUCGAACUCUGUUUAAUUUGCUGUUGUUGUAAUGUGUAUGUGUUGUCAGAAUUGGAAUUAGGCAGUGAAUGAAAUUGCAAAGAAAGAGCAGCUUAGUUCCUUGGCUUGGCUACAAGUUGUUAAGAGAAUGGUUCUGGUAUGUAUCAGGCUGUAACAACUAACUUAAGUUUUCUAAAUUUAUAAUUGCAGGAGAGCUGUACCUGUGCUCU